AGUGUCUCAUUAAAAUCGUUCCGCCAAGGCCACAAGUGGAAGUUCCGUUUUCUGGGUAUAGUAGCAACGGAAAGAAAAAGUUUGAUAUAAAACAAAUGGACUCGGGUGAUUUGAAAGAAUAUGGAUCGCAAUCUAGGAGGAAAAGUACCAGACAAUCAUCCAAGACAGUUUUAUUUAAUGCAGAUCUUAAACCCAGACCCCCCUUAAAAAGAACCCGAAAAGCGAGGGAAGGUGAUGCGGCAUCCAGAGCUGUCAAUGGAUCCAAGAGCCUCGCAAAGGGAGAUGUUGAUGAUGAUGAUGAUGAUGGUGAAUCCCCUGUUAAGAUCCAAAAGCUUCAAGAAGCAGAGAAAGCAGGGAGUGGAAAGGAGAGCAGUGAUGGAUUUAAUCACACAGACGAAGCAGAUGUGGAGAUGGAUGAAAAUGUAGACCAGGAUGAAGAUGUGAACUCUGAAGAGGAGGCUGAGCAGGACCAUGAACUCAGUGUGAAAUCUGGGUCUGCGAUAGAUGAAAAGCAUCCUACCAAUGUAUGGCAAGGAAACCUGGAAACCAAAGCGAUUUUGAGGAGCCGACGAUCCAUUCACCCAAAGACAGCUGACCCUGAGCUGCCCAGACCCAAAACACAAGCAAAUUACAGCUCCAAAACCACAUUUAAAGAGCCCUGUAGUUUGGGUAUUGUACCUGUUCAGCUCAAACCACUGGAAAACCAGCAAGAGGUCUUAAAAAAGAGGAGCAGCAUAAAAUAUCAGGAUCACAGAGAGGAAAAGGCCAGAGAUGCUCUCAGAGCUCCGCUUUUUGGGAAUUGGAACCGGUACCAACCAUCUGAACCCCAUAGAAUUCAUGGUUACCAAACAAAUAACCUUCCUAUCACAAAACAACCCCCAUAUCACAAAACCCCAGAAUUAAAGAAGCUAGUCAUCUCAAAAGCAAGUCCAGCCUCCACCUCUAGAGGGUGUGCAUGGUACAUCUGCAAGUCGUUUCAGUGGUCUCUGAUAGUAAUAGGAUUGCUGGCUUUGGGCUUGCUCUGCUAUCAGAAGUUUCAAGACUCACCUUUGCCUACAACUGAUGAGGUCCAAACUGGUAUAAUGGAGAAGUUUGAUGUGGAGCUAGCUGCUCUACAGCUCCUCUUUCCCAGUCAGCGCUCCGUGUUCUGGACAAGGAGUAGAAAACAUCUCAAGCGCCACCUGCACACAGUCAACCCCACUGAACCGGUCAGCUUAAUUCUGACCUCUGGCAUUAAGGCUGAAAGGACACUGGGCUGUCUUGCUCGAAGCUUAGCUGCAGUUUAUUCCGCUUCCCUUAAUUCCUCAAUCUUCGAAAUCAAUGGGACCACCAAAACAGCACAAGACAGUGACCAGGUCAAGUUGGACAUUGAUACCACUCUGAGGGAAGCAUUUGGAGGUAAUAAAUCUGCGGCUGUCAUCCACCGUUUUGAGGAGCUUCCUCCUGGAUCGACACUCAUAUUCUAUCGUUACUGUGACCACGAGAAUGCAGCCUACCAUAAUGUUUUCCUGGUCUUCACUGUGAUGCUUUCUGUGGAUACAAUAGAUCCAGGGGUCAGUCUGAGUGUAGUGGAAGACAUGGUAUAUGAGCAAAUUAAAAGCUUGUUUGUCCCCUCGGAAAUGUCAGCUAAGUUUAAUGAAAUGGACGUGGACAAACUGAGCGGACUCUGGAGCAGAAUUUCUCACCUCAUCCUGCCAGUGGCAGCAGAGGAGAAGUUUGAACAAGAGGGUUGUGAGGCUUAACCUGAUUGGCGUUUACAAAAAAAAUGAGAUUGCUUCAGUGUAUCGAGCUGGAUUUGUCAUUUUGUAUGGUUUUCAGUUAAACUCGUCUAGUUAUAAUGGCUAGAUUUGUGGGCCACAUAAGUGUACAAAGAGGAUCUUUAUUCCAAAGAAGUUUUUAAAAGACAAUUGUAUUAAGUAUUUGUUUAUAAAUGUUGUAUAUUAAAGAAAUGUUUUGUAUAUGUCUCAUUUUUUUUAAUUAAAUAUAUGGAAACCAAGGAACAACAUGUCCAAUUACAUGUUGUUUGUGAAAGGGAACAUUUGACAAUACAAUAGUAAUGCAGAAGCAUUUGGCAUGCAACAUAAAUCAGCUUACGAAUAGUUCUUUCCAUGUCCAGGUGCGAUAAUGACUGAUACAUUUUGCACUGAUUGUUUUUAAGUUCUCUACUUCAAAGCUAGGCUGUUUUACGAGUCUAAAUUAUGUUUUGGUUCAUUAUUGUUUUUGUGUGUGUGUUUGUGACUUAGAAUAUUAAGAUUAAAAUUGAGUUUAUAUUUGU
Molecule: messenger RNA, 2275 nt
Organism: Myxocyprinus asiaticus (Chinese sucker)
Lineage: Eukaryota; Metazoa; Chordata; Actinopteri; Cypriniformes; Catostomidae
Product: torsin-1A-interacting protein 2
Exons: 8
Coding region: 96-1742 (548 amino acids)
Biological process (GO): membrane organization
Cellular component (GO): membrane
Molecular function (GO): ATPase activator activity
Source: RefSeq, a predicted model, not a curated record